Messenger RNA from Diachasma alloeum, 5847 nucleotides. RefSeq names its product Golgi-specific brefeldin A-resistance guanine nucleotide exchange factor 1 (gene garz). Gene Ontology annotation, molecular function: guanyl-nucleotide exchange factor activity. The transcript has 4 exons. The record is from RefSeq and is a predicted model, not a curated record. Bases 142 to 5619 code for a protein of 1825 amino acids. Gene Ontology annotation, biological process: regulation of ARF protein signal transduction. Lineage: Eukaryota; Metazoa; Arthropoda; Insecta; Hymenoptera; Braconidae.
CGUCGCCGUGGAGCCCCGUAAAUUCCAAGUACCGUGGUAUACUGACGUUUAACGUCCAAGUGCUUCACCUCUCUCGAAUUGAUCGAAAAAUUGAGUGCAAAAAUGUUUAAAUGAUGUGAGAAUUUCCGCAAUAAUUUCAAAAUGAGCAGGAUGGUGAGAAAUGCCUGUCCAGGAGGCGGCCUGUACGUCGUGGAGGGUGAGGUCAGCCUCCUGAUGACGGCUAUGCGACGAGGAGUGAGAUGGUCAUCUCACUCGCAUCAGGAUGAGGAUCAAGAUAUUCUUAUGAAAGGAUUGUCCACCCUCAAAGAAGCACUGAGUGAUGCCAGGAGUUUAUCUCAGUUGGAACCUGGCGUGUUCCUGGCGCCUUUCCUCGAAAUCAUUCGAUCAGAGGAGACCACUGGGCCUGUCACCAGUUUGGCACUUGCUGCUGUCAACAAAAUGAUUUCAUACGGUCUUAUAGACCCCGAGCACCCAGCGAUCGGUCCCUGCGUGGAGGGAGUGGCAGACGCGGUGACCCACGCGCGGUUCGUCGGCACCGACGCCUCUGGCGACGGAGUCGUCCUGAUGCGAAUCCUCCAAGUCCUCCGGACGCUAGUGCUCUCCCCAGCGGGCGAUCACCUCUCCGACGAGAGCAUCUGCGAAAUAAUGCUCAGUUGCUUCAGAAUAUGCUUCGAAACCCGAUUGAGCGAGCUCCUCCGCAAAACCGCUGAGCACUGCCUUCGCCACAUGUGUCAGCACCUCUUCGUGCGCCUCCCCCACUUCGCGGACGACACUCGAGUCCUCCCAAACAUGAAGAAGAUGCGAGCAAAUGGCAUCGAAAAUUCUCGAUCGAAAAAUCGAAAGACGAAGAAUCAUCCGAAGCAAAAGGUCACCCCCAAUCCGGAUGAGGUCGACGAGACUGAAACGAAGGAGCUGCUGAGCCCAGUGGAUCGAGUGUGUGCAGGUCACCUAGCAACGACUCCUGUGACGCCAGCGGGAAAUAUCGUGGACAUGCAGGGGUCCCUGAACCAAAGCACCCCGGACAAACCGGAGGACGAAAAGGCCCCGAAAACCGAGGAUUCGAAGUGCGAGCCCCCCUCUGGCCAGUCAGAGUGCCCCGAGGGUGACGCCAAACCCCAGGAGCAAGUCCCUCCCCCUCCAGGAGCGGCUGAAUCCCCAGAAAAUCCGGAAACCGAGGCUCAAAAAUCAGAAAACCCCCGAAUAAAUCCCGAAAAGCCCGAAGAACCUGAUAAAUCAGAGACUACAACCGAGCCCCCACCCCAAACCGAAGGGGAAAAGAGCCCCGAAUUGGUCCAGUCCCCCACAGGAAGUGUGGAGGACCUCUCAGUCGACGACACCGCCAGCACCACCACAGGAUCCAAAGUGCCAACGAUCAAAGUAGACCCAGAACACCUCGAGGAAUACGUAAAUAAACAGGGGGUUCGUUUCACCCCCCUCCAGCAACUGUCUCCCUACGGUGCCCUCUGCAUCCGCGAGCUGUUUCGCUUCCUGGUCUCCCUCUGCAAUCCCCUGGACAAGCAGAACACAGAGGUGAUGACUCACCUUGGUCUCUCCCUCCUCCAAGUGGGCCUGGAGAUAUCGGCGGACGCUCUAGCCAACUUUCCCUCCCUCAUUUCCCUGGUGAAGGACGAGCUCUGUCGAAAUUUGAUUCUCCUGUUGAGCACUGAAAGACUCUCGAUCCUAGCAGCAGACCUUCAAGUCUCUUUUCUCCUGUUCGAGUCCCAGAGAGAACACCUGAAGUUCCAGCUGGAGCAUUACAUCCUGAAGCUGAUGGACAUCGUCAACUCUGACUCCAACAGAAUAUCCUAUGAGCAGAGAGAACUAGCCCUCGAAGCCAUCACGAGACUCUGGAGGAUCCCUGGCCUGCCAGCAGAGUUAUACCUCAAUUACGACUGUGGCCUCUACUCCAGCAAUUUGUACGAGGACCUGAUGAAGAUGCUGGCUGAGCACGCAUCCGCCCUCAUGGGCACCAUGUACAGCAUGCAAUUCAUCUCCCUAGACGCCAUAAUCCAGCUGAUCGGUGGCAUUGAGGCCCGAUGCAAGGGCUACAAAGACCUGUGCAAGCCAUCGCGUCACUCUGCCUCAGCCAAUCUCCCCUCCAGAGAGCAACUGAUGAUGACGAAAGCCAACAAGCGCUGGUUGGCCCUGGCCACCGAGAAAUUCAACGACAAUCCUCGAGAGGGUAUCGCCAAACUCAUGGAGCACGGACUGCUCGGGGACGUUCCUGGUGAGCCUGAUCCCGAAAAAAUAGCGAAACUAUUGCGAGAGAAUCCAAUGAUGGAUAAGAAGGCCAUCGGCGAGUACAUAAGUCGAAAGGAGAACAAGAACAUUCUCAACUGUUUUGUGCAGAAUUUCGAUCUGAGGGACACGCGAGUGGAUCAAGCCUUGAGGUCGUACUUGGAGUCCUUCAGACUCCCUGGGGAGGCUCCUCUGAUCUCCCUCCUCCUCGAGAAAUUCGCGGACCACUGGCACGACAGCAACGGUAGGCCAUUCGCCUCGGCCGACGCAGCCUUCACCCUGGCCUACGCUGUAAUAAUGCUGAAUGUCGAUCAGCACAACUACAACGCUAAGAGACAGAGUAAUCCUAUGACAGCGGAGCAGUUCAAGCGAAACCUGAAGAAGGUGAAUGGCAAUGCGGAUUUUGAUCAGGAUAUGCUGGACGAGAUUUACAAUUCCAUUAAAAACGAGGAGAUUGUCAUGCCAGCUGAGCAGACAGGAUUGGUGAAGGAGAACUACCUCUGGAAGGUCCUGCUGAGGAGGGGAUCAUCCCCAGAGAGUGUCUACCUGAAAGUGGGGAAUGAGGGUGAAUUUGUGGACAAAGACCUGGCAGAGAGGGCCUGGGCUCCCAUAAUCAGCGCCCUGUGUCGUGCCUACGACAAAGCGCCGGAUCGUGGACUCCAGCGUCGAGUGGCCCAGACAUUCCUCUGCUGCGCAGCCAUCAGCGCCCACUACAGCAUGAACAGUGAUCUGGACACUCUGAUUGUCUCCCUGUGUAAAUUCACCGGUCUGGCAACAGGUGGUGAGCCCGAUCAGGUUGUUCUCCACCUUGGGGGUAGUGGGAGAUGCCAGCUAGCAGCGAGAACCCUCUUCAAGAUAACGCACUCCCACGGGAAUGGGAUCAGAGCCUCCUGGAAGAACAUAAUCGACUGCAUGCAGACACUCUGCAAGGCUCGGCUGCUCCCCCAGUGUCUGACUGACGGUGAGGACUUCAUCGAUCCCUCAGGCAAGGUAUCGUUGAUCAGGGAGCCUGCCACGCCCAAGCAGCCCCCCCAGGAGCAGAGUAUUCUCUCCAGUCUGUACUCUUACAUCGCCCUGGACACCACGAGGGUCCCCCACCCAGCGGAGGCAACCACCAGAAAACGUGCGACCGACUGCAUCGCCAAUUGCAAUCUCAAGCAGAUAAUUGAGGAGUCGAAAUUCCUGGAAGUUGACUCUUUGCGAUCACUAGUCGGCGCUCUGGUGUCAGUCAACUCCCACGACGAGGACAUCUCCGUAUUUCUCCUGGAGCUUCUCCUCGAGGUGACGAUUCAGAAUCGCGACAGAGUGAUGAGCAUCUGGUCGAUUGUCCUCGCCCACAUGGACGGAUUGCUGACCACAGCUGCCAGGGAGAACCACCCCUACCUCCUGGAGCGAGUGACAGUGGGAAUGUUGAGGCUGGCAAUUAGAUUACUCCGCAGUGAGGAGUUUGCGUACACAGUGUUGCCCCCACUGAUGCCACUGACGCACCUCCAGUCAGCCACGACGACACCUCUAGCCAGGCAAAUAGCAUUUGGCCUCUUCGAGCUGCUGAAGACAGGUGCAGCCAAUAUUCACACGUCUGACGACUGGAGGGUGGUGUUCAGCCUGCUGGAGUGCUCGGGAGCUGGUGCCCUGGCCCCCAAACAGCAGGGGAACACUGUACUCGAGGAGACGUCAUCGAGAACGUCUGUCCUGGACCAGAGGCCGAUAUCCCCAGUGCCUGAGUGGGUGUUGGUAUCGCCAACAGGCACCGAGGCCCCACUACCAGUGGCAGCAGACACCAUUGUCCUCGACAGGGAUCUCCUCCCUCACGAUGCAGCAGCCCUCGUCAAGUGCUGCGAGAGCCUGACAUUCCUGGUUCGCGAUGUUGCCCACGUGACCCCAUUCAACUUUGAGCUGUGCAUAAGGUGCAUCAGAACACUGGCUGAGGCUGUCCUGCAGGCCCCAACCAAGAGGGCCAGGUUGUCCCAGGGGGCGAUGGAGACACCGGGCUAUCAGGAGUGUCCGAUUCAGUUGUUGGAGCUCAUGCACACCCUGCACACGAGAACGGCGCAGGUGUUCAGGUGGUGGGCAGAGGAGAAUGGAAGUACUGAGACCAUUUCACUGUGGCCACACGCCUGGAGGCCUCUUCUCCAGGGGAUAGCCAGGCUCUGCUGCGACUCUCGGAGGCCUGUGCGAGCAGCUGCCAUUACGUACCUCCAGAGUACACUUUUAGCCCACGACCUGAGCCAAUUGUCAGCUGUCGAGUGGUCCCAGUGCCUCGAGCAAGUUCUUUUUCCACUUCUUGCUCAGUUGCUGGGGCCCAUCUGUGGGAAUGAUCCUGUUGGGGUCGAGGAGACCAGGAUUCGCGCUGCUAUGCUGCUGUCCAAAGUCUUUCUGCAUCAUCUGACUCCUCUGCUGACACUGCCCGGGUUCUUGCCCCUUUGGCUCACCGUUUUGGAUCUCAUGAGGGCCUUCAUGCAUGCUGAUAACAGCGAGCUGCUGUUUGAGGCCAUUCCUGAAAGCCUGAAGAAUAUGCUGCUUGUUAUGUCUAGUACUGGGGUGCUGACGUCGUCUUCCAAUCUCUGGGAGCCAACGUGGAGGACCAUCAAUGGGUUUCUGCCUAAUUUGAAGGGGGAACUGUUCCCGGAUCCACCGAGGCUCGAGGAGGCAGAGAAAAUUGGGUCGCAGUCCCCUGUUUUGAGUCUUGUGAGGGUUUCUGAGGCUGAGGGCAUUCCAGUGCUCAUUCCUGGAAUGGGGGAGGCUGGAGCCUCGGGGGUGUAUCCAGGAUUGCGAGAGGGCGAGCCUCAGGGAGGGGUGAGGGAAGGGGUGGGGAGGGCUGGGGAUGCCUCGGGGAUUUCUGUGGCUGCUUCUGCCAUCGGGGAGGAUGGGGUACUUCUGAGUCGGUCACCAACGCAUUCGGGGGUGCAGCAGCUGGGGGGGCAGCAGGAGAAAGUCGGCGGUGAGGAGAAGGUUGGGGUAUGUGAGGCGGAUCGACCUCUGGGGCAACCACCACAGGUGGAGGCUAGUCAUGUAGGAAAAUUCGAGGAUGUUGGCAGGGGGGAGUAUCCUGGAGGGGAGGGCAGGGAGCAGCAGGUGAUCAAUCUGCUCAGCCAACCACCUCCCAGCGUGUCCAGCCCUGUGGCUGUGCAACCCACCUCACAGGGGUACGAAUUUUAUCGGACCAGUGUUGGGGUCAGUGAGCAGGAGCUCGCUGGGAGGUAUCACGAUGUUACCCAUGAAAUUAAGGAGGAGGCGGGGGACUUCAGGCGCGACGGGAGCCCCAGCAAACAUCCAAGUCAAAUGAAUUCAUCAUCAGUAGCAACAACAAUGUUCAACUCAGCAGCAUAUUUCGCCGACGAUCCAGCUGCCGAUCGUCUCUUCGCCGUAACCAACCCUUGACGGCUGUACAUUUAUUAUGUAUAUUGUAACAUAUAAUUAUAUCCAUCAUCGCUGUGUAUCGACGCAGUCCAAAUUUUUUUUAAUGAUUGGUGUCCAUCAAAGAAAGGAGUUGUUGUGAGGAAUUUUUAGAAGUGGAGAAUGAAAAAUGCGGUGAAGUGCGUAGAUUCCUCUGAAUUGUAUAUUCGGCACAUAAAUAUAUAUAUAAUAAUAUAUAAUACAACAACCAAA